Crotalus tigris (Tiger rattlesnake) is the source of this 5671-nucleotide messenger RNA. It is a transcript of the gene HPS6, whose product is annotated as HPS6 biogenesis of lysosomal organelles complex 2 subunit 3. NCBI's taxonomy places the organism in Eukaryota, Metazoa, Chordata, Lepidosauria, Squamata, Viperidae. The coding region runs from base 812 to 3259 and encodes 815 amino acids. The record is from RefSeq and is a predicted model, not a curated record. Gene Ontology annotation, cellular component: lysosomal membrane; BLOC-2 complex. Gene Ontology annotation, biological process: organelle organization; protein localization to membrane; lysosome localization. The transcript has a single exon.
CGCCCACCGACGCAUCGUCCCUUUAACUCAGAGUUCUUGCUUUCCUCCGGGCCCUGUGCGCUACCAAAAGGCAGCUUAAUUGGGGCGCCCAGGUUUUAACCUCAUCGGGCAGAGACGGAAGUAGAGGAAUUGUAGGGAGUUCGGAUUUGGUGCCGAAGUACCAGAGGGGAGUGCCUCAGUCCGGAAACGAAAGACCUCGUGAUUGCAAUAAGCAGGAAUUCGGCGCUGGCUGUUUCUGAACUGCGGAGGGGCUGGUGGAUUUCCUGGGGUGCUGAUUUGCGGAAGAAACGGCUGGAGCGAGCCGGAGUGUGGCGUUUGGCCUGUUCCGGGAAAACUAAGGCGCCUAGAAACAACUACGCCGUCUGAGAGCCAGCAGCUCAAGCGGAAUUCCGCGCUCGUGUGAGUGAGAGAGAGGGCAACGCAGACUUUUGGAGUAGGCAAUGCCGAGAGAGUUGGAGCCCGAAACCAUAAGAGGCAGUGAGAGUAGCGAGCGGGGCGCGGCAACUUGAAUAGAGCGAGGUUUGAAAGCUUCAGCUAAGGUUACUGUAAAGCGACUGAUUAUUAGAGGCUGGAGGGAAGGGCGUCGAAUUGCUCAUACGCCUUUGUCGGAAAAAAGGGGGCGCGUAAUAACGCAGAUCCAGGAUCACUAGAAUCGGCGGGAAUAGUUGCGAGGAGCCUGUUUCUCCGCUGCAAGAAGCCGGAAUAAAAUAACGCCUCGUUUGCCUCGGAGGUCGGUGAAGCUUGGCCUAGUACCGCUCGUCAGCCUUUUUUCCGGCCCUAUGUGGUCUGCAGCCGCUCCGGACAUCCCAAAAUGAAGGGAACGGUGGAGCUUCGGCAGGUCUCGGCCUGGAGCGAUUAUGUUCGAGGCCGCUGGCUGCGGGAGCUGCUGGAUCAGCGUCGUUCUGGGGAGCCUCCCAGCCGCAUCCUAAUCAGCCCCGACAAGCACCAUCUGCUUCUCCUGUGGAACCAGCCGGCCUCCCAGCCUCGAGUGGUGUCUUUUCAGCGCCUGGGACUCGAUGGAGAGGAGCUGGAGAGGACCUGGAAGCCACCUCAACCCGCAGUAAUGGAGCUGCUUUUCUUGGAAAGCCCUGCCACAACUGUCUCCUGGGUUUUGGCUAUCAUUUGGGAGCAAGGCAGGACCGAAGUCUGGCGCUUUGUGGCCACCACUGGAUGGCAUUUGCUGCAGAGUCUGGAACUGUGUCAUGGAGCUCGUGCUCGGAUUGUCUCCAUUUGCAGCUUGGGGGAACAGCUUGUGUGGUGUGAAGAGAGGCCUCCUUUGGAUGCUCAGCUGACUCCUGAGAGAAGAGCCUUCCAAUAUUGUAUUUGUGUUCGAGGCCUUCAGAUUGGAGAGCAGGGUGUCCAGCUGAGCCCUCUCAGGGUUAUCUUGCACAAUAGCCCUGUUUACCAAGUCUUGGCCAAGCCCUCUGGAGUCUUCCUUGUCCCCACCCCAGCCACCUUCCCAAGAAUAGCCAAGUUUGUCCUCAUCUGGCGACCUGAAAUGGCUGAUAUUGUUAUUGCUGCGCCACAUGGUCCGUGCAUUUCCAUAAAAGCCUCACAUGCAGGCAGUGAUGUAGACUUCAAAAAGCUAAUGCUGAGUUACGUGGGAUUCUUGGAAUCCAUGAAAAAUUUGGCUGUACAUAGCUGUGCCCUAUCCAAUUGCGGAGAGCUGCUCUUGAUCACGCAAACAGGCACAAUACAGGGAGUCCAACCUAAUGGCGUGUGGCGACCUGUCUUUGACUUUUCAGGAGGCAUUUUGUCUUCAGGAGAGCAGGUCCAACUAAAGGUAUUUGGGGCCAUCCUGGCUUGCUUACUGAAGGAGACUCUUUAUCUUGUGGAUUUGAACAGUAGGGAGUUGAUAGAAAACAAAGUCCUGAGCACUGAAAGAGUAUACUUUUUGGACUCUCCUACCAUAGAAGAAGAAAUCCAGGUCCUUGCUCAGGAUGGCAUUUAUACUCUUGACUUCUCAGACUCUGAUCAAGGCUGCCAGUCAGAACCCAACCUAGUGCAGAUGGUGUUUGAAGAAGCCUGCAAAUACUAUCAAAGACGGAGUCUCAGCAGUUCCCAACUCACUGUGGAGAAACUGAAGAAGGGGGGCAUGUUUCAGGCUCCUGUGACACUCUCUUCCAUCCUGUGCUAUAGUCUUGAUCCCAAAGGAAAAAAGCUCCGGGCUCUCCCGGAAUCUUAUACCAAGCUCCUGGGCACAAUGCAAUUAGAACUGCAGAAUUAUCAAGACCUGGAGUUCCUCAAGUUGCGUGUGGUUCAAUCUUCAGAAAGUGAGGUAAAGAUCUAUGGUGAAGCACUGGUGGAACAAGAACUCAGCCGCCUUCUUCGCUUGGACUUGAACAGAGAGAACUUGGCAUACCUGAAUGUUGUAUUCACAGCUUUCCCUGGGGCUUUCUGGAAAGCUAUCCAGAACCAUCUCCAGUUACAAGAGAAUGGGGCUGGCAUGCUGGUAGCUAGAGCCACUCCAGAUGUGUGGAAAAAAAUUCUGGGGGGAGCUACUCUUAGCCCAAGUAAGCAAGAAGAAAGCCCUCUAAAUGGAGUAUUCCCCUUCUUUGAACUUGUCUGUCUUUCUCUUCUUGAGUUCAGGCCUAAAUGGUUGCCUCACUUUGUAGAGCUAUCCCAGCAGUAUUUGGGUGCCUCCUGGACUUAUAAAAGCAAAGAAGGGCCCGAGGGUGGUGUGCCCCUUUAUAAGAGAGCACUAGCUGUACUGCCAAGGUGUGCCAGAUGUCCAGUAGCAGAUGGAGAAAUGGAAAUUGAGCUCUUGCUCUGUAGUCAGAGGCCCAAAGCAAUCCUCCAAGCCAUGGAUCUCCUUAUCCAAUAUGGGAGAUGGCAGCAUGUGAUGGAGACAGCAGAGAAAUUCUCCUUGUUGAGCCCUUUGCUAAACAAAGAGAUUUUUAUUAAUCUCCUAGGGGAGUUUUCCCGGCACCGGGCCCUGGACCCCUACUUGGACAAGUUGUGGGAGCUCUGCCCUGCAGAUAUGAGUGCCCCUGAUGUCAUGAGCAUUAUUCAGCAAAAUCUAGCAUCAGCUGAGCUCAGUCCAUUUCCUUUUGCACAAGAUGGGUCAUCCCAACUUACUAUUGCCCUGCUCAAACCACUGUUGUACAGACUGGCACAGAAUCAAACAUUCCAGAAUGAAAUUUUUGGACAUGUCUUACAGGUCCCAUCCUUUCCCCCACCAACACCACCCAGGAACCAGCAGUCUCUUCCGAAAGCAGAUUACCAGGAAGAGCUAACCUUCUUUCAAAACCAAACAUAGUUUUUAUCGUGUCACAAUUAGAACAAGCAAAUGGUAUUUAAAAAUGGUUCUGCAAAAUCAGGAGCUACAGUCUUUAUAUUCCAAGCUUACCAGUUAAAGUGGGAAGUUAAAUCACAGAAUCAUGUCUUGUCAAUGACUUUGUUUGGAAGAGUGCAGAGCUAGGAAGGAGUGGAAACAUUUUAUAUCUUUAAAUUAGGGUAAAUAAAGGCAUCUCUUCCUUAACCUUUCAGAUAUGUUGGGAUUAUAAUUCUCAAAAUGAGAAUUCUGGAUUGUACACUAUUUCUAGAACAUCUGGAGGGCAUCAAUUGGGGACAGCUGCAUAUCAAUGACAUAAUUGUUUCAGUAAAAUUUGAAAUAUUACUGCUGGUGUACUUCCAUCCCUUAAUGAAUAAUAUUAUGGAACUGGUUGAUAUUCUGAUAAAAUGCCCAUCUUUAUUCAUCAACUAUAUUUGUAUAUGAGUGUCACUGAGGAAUAGCAGUGUUUGUGCUCAGAAAUAGUCUUCCUCCAAUACCCUUGGCUUUAUGUGGAUUAGGGUUACUGAUUAUUAUAGACUAAGGCAUCUAAAGACAUCUGGUUGGAGAAGGUUUCUCUAAACUGUUGUUUCGUGAGGAGAGAAGUUUUUGAUAAUAACCCUAAAAGUUUCAUUUGCCAGCCUUACUUCCUCCUAAACUAAUGCUUUUGAAACUCCCUAAAUGCAAUCAUCAGUUGCUGCUUCUCUGAAAAUAAUUACUCCUCAGGUGUAUCACAGAUUUAAGCAAUAUUUAUUUCAAGCAGGGGAAGUCCUGCUGUUUUGACUGCAUUUAUCUAAGCACACCUUUGUCCCCUGCUUUUUAGAAGAGUGGAAAAGAUUCACUAUAAUAAUUUGUGCCAUAUUUCUUUGUAAGAAAGUAUAAUUCUCCCUAAUGCUGCAUUUCAUAUUUAAGCAAAUUUUUCUUUGCUUUAAAAUGGCAAGGCUUGAAAUGAGGUGCUAUUGUAAUGCAACUCCUGACAAUGUUUACUCCACUUCUGCUUAAGACUAAUUACCCUUUUAAGUAAAACUAGCCCUCUCCAUGAGAGAUUGAGAAUUUAUGCCUUCCAAACAUUGCUAUGCUGCAAUUUCUGGCAUCCUCAUGUCCUUCAUGCAUAAUGAUAGGGCCUUUUUCUAUAUAAACAGAAAUAGAGGAAUCCUUAAGUGGUCUAACCAUGAAUAUUUUUUCUAUGUGUAGGUAGUUGGUGAUACAGCAUCAUUUUAAUUCUCAUGAAAUUGACAGGAUUGUUUUUUAAAAAUGCAUAUUUUCCCUGAUAUAAUCCAAAAAGAAGGUAGCUUGUUGAAUGUAAUAAGAGCUACGCUACUUCAGUUCUCGUAUCAGAGUGAGUUUAACAGCUGCUUUGCUGCCAACUUUUGAUUUGAAAGGCAAUGGGAUCCGCAUGAAAACUGUUAAGAGAUGGAGAAUCUGAAGCCCUCCCAAAAUUGCUGAAAUCUUUGGAAUCCCAAGCAGUUUGAUUAAGGCUCAGAAAUGCCAGAAAUUAAGGAGUGUCACAGGUUUCCCACCCAUUUUGAAAAGAUGGUUGUGAGCAGAUACUUUGUCUACUGUUUAUGCUGUUAAUUCUGUUGCCCUGUCCUACAGUUUGGAAAGUUUUCUAACGAUUGUUUAGUAGGGAAAGGCUCUGCCCUGAUAUCUGAGAAAUGUGAAUGAAAGUUAAGGUAUCCAUUGACUAGGCUUGAGUAGCCUUCACUGCCUUGGCAAUCUGGGGGUUUUAGUGUAAAGCAAAUAUUUUUCUUUCCAGCUGUGAGCUUCCCCUUUCUAGAGUAGCAGACAGACAUGUAGGAGAAGUCAAGAGCUACUCUAAGUCUCCCUUUUACUCUGUCAGAAGCAAACAAGGGAGGCACAGGUGAUGAAAGUACACAAAACACUUGGCUUAUACCAAACUGGCCAUCCCAAAUCUACAAUAUCUGCUACUUUUUUCAGGUGCAUAUUUUUCAAAAACCUCAAGCUUCCUCAUUCCAGAGCCAUUUUAAAGUUAUUUUAAGAGUUGAAAAUUACUGUAAAAUUCCCCCCUUGAUUAUAAAGAGGCAAGCUUCUUUGUCCUCUCUACAGACUAAUGGGAUUCUUUGUUAGUGCUGGACUUCAAACAGGGGUUGGCUCUUUGUUCUCAUGAAGUAGGGGUGAAAGGAUAAGCAGCCUUAAGAUUUGCCUGGAUGCUUUGUACCGUGCCUAUUUUGAGUACCUUGGCAGAGAUAUAGUAGGCUUUUAAAGCUUCUUUUUAAUGAAUAAUUUUAAUGAGUAAGCAUUAUAUACUCCCAGCUGUAUCUUCUAUAGUAUUUUUGUUAAUUCAGUCUGAGUCUCUUGUUAAUGGGGACCAACAUUAGUAGAUAAUUCAUAGUCUGACCUGGAAGAAUGUCAACUAAGAGAACAAAUCACGUCUAGGAA